This is a messenger RNA of Eruca vesicaria subsp. sativa (arugula), 1269 nucleotides long. Lineage: Eukaryota; Viridiplantae; Streptophyta; Magnoliopsida; Brassicales; Brassicaceae. The record is from the annotation of a GenBank genome assembly.
AUGGCGGCCGCGAAGCUCGUGGCUCUGUUACUACUUCUCGCCUUCGUUUUCACCACCGGUGUCUUUUCCGAUGCCGGUCAAGAACCGACAUCUGCUUCUGAGAUUAAGUUUGAUCAGCUUAAUGCUAAAAUCCGUGCCCUAGAAUCCGAAAUUGAUGAGAAAAGCAGAGAAGUUAAAGGGAGAGAAGAGUUAGUAGCAGACAAGGAUAAACUUCUCCAAGAGAGUCAGGACAUGCUUUCUUCCUUGGAGACUCAGCUCUCUUCGCUCAGGAAAAAGGGUUCAUCAGAUUCUGUGCAACUGUUGGAAAAAGCUCAAACAAGGGCUACUGAGUUAGAGAAGCAGGUUGAGGUGCUUAGGAACUUUCUGGAGCAAAAGAACAAGGAGAAAGAAUCUACAGAAGCUCGGAGAAGUGAAGCCGAGAAAAAGCUUAAGGAAUUGAACUCAAGACUGGAGAGACUUCACAAGACAAAAGAAGAGCAGAAGGGAAAAAUUCGGAAACUUGAGCGUGCUCUUAAGAUUUCUGAGGAAGAAAUGUUGCGCCUGAGGCAUGAAGCAGCCACAAAGGCUAGAGAACUCCAGGAGGUUCAUGCCUCUUGGCUUCCCCAUUGGCUCGCUGUACACUGGAUUCAUUUCCAGACUGUUGCUGGGACUCAUUGGGAUGCCCACGGGAAACCGGUUAUGGAGAAAGUAACACAAAAGGUAACACAAGCAAAGACUGAAGCUGAAAAGUGGGCUAAACCACACAUGGUUAAUGUUAAAACUAAAUAUAUUCCAGCCAUGAAAGAGACUGUCAAAACACAUGUUGAGCCACACGUACAAACACUAUCUACCAAAGCGAAAGAGGCUUACCUUGCUUCCAAGGUUGCAGUUACUCCACAUAUUGUCAAGUUUCAAGAACAUGUAGAUCCCUAUUACCAGGAGGCUAAAAAGUUUAGCAAGCCAUACGUUGAUCAAGUAGUCACGGCGACAAAACCACAUGUCGAUAAGGUGAGAGCUACCAUGAAGCCAUACACAAAGAAGGCUGUUCACUACUACAAAGAGUUUCUAAAAUCUGCCACAACGUAUCACCAUCAGGUUCAAGCCAAUAUCGAAAGAAAAUUGAAAAGCCAUGAGCUGGCGGCACCUUUUGCUACCAAAGAGUUCGUUUGGUUUGCAGUAAUGACAGGUUUUGAUGCGGUCUCUUUGUGUCUCAGCGACAUGCAUAUGUUGUCUAAACAGCACAUAUUAGAGGUAUCCAAUUGCAAUACAGAGAAGGUUAGACAUAUGUAA